AUGGCAGAACGUAAGAGAAAGCUGCCGUUACGCAAAGGUGACCAAAAUGCAAAUAAUCACGCGAAUGAAAGCAAAUUAACGGCUGAGAGCAAACAACAGAAACUGAAUGAGUCGGAGCAAAGUGUUUACUUCAGUGGUAGUCAAACUAAUACUACUAACCGGCGGAGAAGACUGGGAGAGGAUUUCUUCUCACAACCAUGCGUCCCCUUGGCCAAAGCUUUCCUCGGCAAGGUGCUGGUAAGGCGUUACAAGGACGGCACAGAGCUGAGAGGCCGUGUGGUGGAGACAGAGGCGUACCUGGGCGGCGAAGACAAGGCAUCGCACUCCGCGGGGGGAAAGCGCACAGAGCGGAACACAGCAAUGUUCAUGAAGCCCGGCACCAUUUACGUGUAUCCCAUCUACGGCAUCUACCUCUGCAUGAACGUGUCUAGUGAAGGCGACGGCGCCGCUGUGCUGCUGCGCUCUCUGGAGCCUCUCCAGGGCCACCCUGUCAUGAGGAAACUGAGGGCCGCCAAACGCAAAGAUGGGGCCCGGCCCCUCAAGGACAAAGAGCUGUGCAACGGCCCUUCCAAACUGUGCCAGGCCCUGGACGUCCCGCGGAAUUUUGACCGCCGGGACCUAGCGUGCGACACGGAAGUGUGGCUGGAGGACACAGAUCCCGUUGUGGGAGACACUCAUCGUGAGGACGUGGUGGCAGCGCCGCGUAUCGGCAUAGAGUCCCACGGAGAGUGGGCCAAGAAGCUUCUGCGUUUUUACCUCCGUGGGAACGCUUACGUUAGCGUGGUGGACAAAGUGGCGGAAAGGCAACAGAACCAGUCUGACCUCAACUGUAAGCAUACAUAA
Nerophis lumbriciformis (worm pipefish) is the source of this 843-nucleotide messenger RNA. The record is from RefSeq and is a predicted model, not a curated record. NCBI's taxonomy places the organism in Eukaryota, Metazoa, Chordata, Actinopteri, Syngnathiformes, Syngnathidae.